Messenger RNA from Myotis lucifugus (little brown bat), 2278 nucleotides. RefSeq names its product synaptophysin like 1 (gene SYPL1). Gene Ontology annotation, cellular component: synaptic vesicle membrane; synaptic vesicle. The record is from RefSeq and is a predicted model, not a curated record. NCBI's taxonomy places the organism in Eukaryota, Metazoa, Chordata, Mammalia, Chiroptera, Vespertilionidae. The coding region runs from base 1 to 741 and encodes 246 amino acids. The transcript is spliced from 5 exons.
AUGGGGGAUCUGAGGCUGCGUCCCCCAGCCCUGCGGAACUUGAUGGGCGUGGGGCUGGCUGGGUCUUGGGCAAUUUCAAGGCACACGUGGGUUGCUUCUAUCUUUGCUUUUGCCACCUGUGGAGGUUUUAAGGGCAAAACAGAAAUUCUAGUGAGUUGUCCUCCUAAAAUUCCUGACAAUAAAACCAUUACAGCUACUUUUGGUUAUCCAUUCAGGUUGAAUCAGGCAUCAUUUCAGGCUUCUCCAGUAGAUGUGUGUAAUAUAAGUUGGAACAAGUUAGUCCUUGUUGGAGAUUAUGCUUCUUCUGCACAAUUCUAUGUUACGUUUGCAGUCUUUGUCUUCCUGUACUGCAUUACUGCUCUUCUGCUCUAUGUUGGUUAUACAAACCUAUAUCGGGAUAGUCGAAAACUUCCCAUGAUUGACUUUGUUGUUACUCUUGUUGUCACAUUUUUGUGGCUGGUGAGCACUUCAGCCUGGGCUAAAGCUCUUACAGAUAUUAAAACAGCUACCAGUCACAGUAUUGUCCAGGAACUUGCACCCUGUCAUUCUUCAGAAUUGAAGUGUUAUUUUGGCUCUGUGACUAGUAUGGGAUCCCUAAAUGUAUCCGUGAUCUUUGGCUUUCUGAAUAUGAUACUUUGGGGAGGAAAUGCAUGGUUUGUGUACAAGGAGACCAACUUACACAGUCCAUCAAAUACUUCUGCUUCUAAUACCCAAGGAGGUAUUCCACCUACUGGAAUAUAAUUUAAGGGAGAAGUACACUGUAUAAAAUAUACGUCUAUACUAUGACCUGUUGUCAACAUCUUGAGAAGCAUUAUGUGUUUCUAAUAAAAGUAAUGGCUUUUUCAAUAAAUUGGUGGGUUUAAAAUUUUGCUGCUUUUUUACACAAAGCCUGUACCUUUCCCAGAAAUUUAAGAUGUAAAUGUAUUCGUACAUGUAAAUUUGAAAAUUCAGGGCCUAUUAUGAGAUGAUACACAUUUUAAAUGAACAUUAAUUUCUUCACUAACUUGUUUGCCUUCCAGAGUGUUUACACCUUAAGCUUAACAUAUAUCUUCACUCAGAAAAGCGUUAUAUUGUCAUAUCAUAAUAGAAAGAAAAAUCUAUUUGGAAUAUACACUACUGUCAGUUUGUACAGAUCAUAUACCUAAGACCUAUCUUUAAGAAAGCCUUGAUUACAUAAAUCAUAUUUAGAAAAAAACAUAUUUAGUUGAGAAUUUAUAUCUGGACAUUGUUUAUAUGUAUGGAAAAUUUUUAAUUGCAAAGACUGGGUGUAUGUUUUAUUUGUUUUUCUAAAUGACCUACAGUACUUAAUAGGUGUGCUAAAAUGUUUUGGGAGUGGGGUUGAAAAUUUUUAAUAGGUGUGUGUUAAAUUAAUAAUUCUGUCUCAUAAGAUGUAAGCUUCCAUUAUGCUGAUUGUUUAAUAGACUUGCUAUAUAAGCAGAAAGAACAUGGUUCAACUAGAUAUUUUUAUAUGUAUGGGCAUUACUCUUAGUGAUAUUUGUUGUCCUUUGUUGCUCAUGCCACUUAACUGCAGGUUGAGACCUAUUCUUGCAAGUAGAAUAAAAUAAUGCACUUUUUUUGGCAGACCCUAUUCAUAUGGUUAAAAAAAUUAAGAUUGCCUUUUAUUUUUGAAACCUUUAAUAUUUAGAUUCAAUGAAGUUGUUAUUGAAUUUAGCAUUGAUAUUGUAAAAUAAAUGCAAUUCGGGUUUCAUAUUUCUUAACAUUCAUUCUUAUUUCACAAAUGGUUGAUAAAGAAAUUAUGCAUCAUAAACAAGGAAUCUUUGAUGUUUUUAAUUUGUAUUUCUCUGAUUGCUAUUGAGGUUGGUGAUCUUUCUUUGUAUUUAAUGGCCCCUUAGGUUUCCCCUAUUCUGUAUUGCCUAUUUAUCUUCAUGGAUUGUGCUUUUUGUGUCUUUAGGUAUAUUUUGAUUCCAGGGCUUAUUCACAUUUUGCUUCCUAAUCUUUUUGUUGUACAGGCCAGAUUUUGUAUUCUUACCACUUGAUUGUUUAUUUGUGAAGCAUGUCUUGCUACUGCCUUAUUUUUGUUGAUUUUAUUCAUGACAAGAAUUGUCAGUAUGAGAACAUAUCUUUUAUGCAACCAACUUAAUAAAGAAGUCAAAAGAAAGAGUGCACUGAUUGUUAUAUUACAAAGAAAGCUUCAUCUUAAAGGCAUGAGCAAUGCAAAAUAAAAUUAAUUUUCAAAGCAAGCAAUAGAAUAUCACAGUAGUUUGUUGGGUUUUUUUUUUAUGUUUGGCAAGGAAUAAAAGAUAAAAAAUGCUUUGGA